AGGGCUGCUGGUCUGGUUGAGUGUAUUCUCUCCUCUGUACCAGGACAAGRUCACAUCUKUCCGGUUMUUCACAGWKCACACAACUGAACAGCUGGAGCUUUAGAGGAAUGAACCAUUUGUUGAGAUGGAGAAGGCUUGCCAGACUGACGUUCAUGCUGCUAUAUUUUGUCAUUAAUGUAGUCUGUGCUUCUCAGCAAACAGUCCAGUGUAAGACUCAGCAGGUGAAAGGCAUCGUGGGAAAGACUUUCUCUUUUCCAGAGAGGGUGAUCAAGUCUGGCAAUUUACUUUAUGGAGACCUUGGCAGUAUUGCAAAUGUGUUCCCUGGUAAAGAAGGCAAAGUCACCCUUGAGAAGAGAUUUGAAAACCGCCUCCGCUUAAACAAUGUUACAAGAUACUUCACUCUGUCAGACCUUCAGAUAGACGAUGCUGGGAAUUAUACUCUGGAGAUAACACAUGAAGGAAAAAAAUGUACAAGAGUUGAGCUCACUGUGUACAAUGUUGUUUCCAAACCUCAGGUGACGGAGUGUGACAGCAGCUCCUGUAGUGUGCUGUGUUCUGUGGACAACGAAAAAGAGGUGACCUUGACCUUGUACAGGGGAGAGGAAAUACUAAACCAGACCAGCAGUCCUGACCUCACCACCGAUCUAUCUCUCCGUUUGGAGGUAGAGGGAAAGAACUACAACUCCACCUACAGCUGUGUGGCUGCUAACCCUGUCAGCAAUGAGACAGUUCAUGUCCCAAAAUGUUGCAGUGAAGAUGGUCAUCCCAAGGAGACAGACAGUGAUGGGAUGACUCUGGGUUUGCUUAUUAUUGCUGUAAUCUGCGUUUUGGUUGCCUCAGGGCUGGUUGGACUUGCAAUCUAUCUAAAGAAGAGUAGAAAUGGACACUCACAAGGCAGAUUCAUCCGAAAGAGUGCAAGUUGACAUUGAUUAUGCAUCGAUAACUCCUAAAAAACGAACAGAUAAUCAGGAGGAGCGAACAGAGAUACCAGAAUUGGAGUCGUGUAGACAACCCUAACCUGACAUCAGUUUAUGAUACACUCCUGUUACAUCGCAUGGCUGCCAGCAGGGAUGUUGACACAGCAUGAAGGAGAAAAACGGGAAGUAAAUGGGAGGCUGAAAUGAUAACUGACAUCUUGUAGAGAGCAUGCUGAAUUGAGCCCAACCCUGCUGUGAAUUUCUUCCGGGAGGAAAUCACAAGUGUAUCCCAGACCAACCCCACGGAUUGUGACGUCAGCCUCAGACUGCGAUGGAGGAUUCUGGCCAACAGGGGGUGACCUUGCCACACACCGAGGGAGAACGUAUAGCUCAUACUCAGAGGAGCAAGUUAGGAGGAGUCAGAGAGAAGCUCCAAUCAGAGCUGAGAGGGAGAUACRYGUCAUUGUGUGAUGGAACCCCAGCAGGACAAGAGGUGCGGAGUCACUGCCUCACACACUCCUAUGUGGAACUCCUCAUCACCGAGGGCAACGUCCAAUGGCACAACGAUAGGCAUGCUGCCACGCGACCCGUAAGGCCACCAUCAGAUAUGCCCACUGCUAAUGAGGAAGUAACGAUCAAGCUUGACGAUAUCUUCAAACCACCGCUAUCUCCGGAUCGGCCUCAAGCAAAAAAACGUCCUGACGAAGGGACCCGCAGGCUCAGGGAAGACGGCGAGUGUCCAGAAGUUUGUUUUGAACUGGGYCGAGGACAGAGCCAAUCAGGAAGUCGACUUCUUGUUUGUCUUUCCCUUCAGUGAACUCAAUUGGCUGAUAGACCGGAGCUUCAGUCUGAGUGGCCUCAUCAGCCACUUCCACUUGUCCAUGACGUCGGAGAGUGAGAACCCCGGUCUGGAUCUGAGUCGGUCUAAGGUGGUCUUCAUCUUGGAYGGUUUGGACCAAUUCAACCUUCCCCUGGACUUUGAAAGCAUAUCAGUAGAGUCUGACAUCAAUAAGGAGAUGCCUUUGCCCAUCCUCCUAGCGAACCUCAUCUGGUGUCAGCUGCUUCUUCCCUCUGCCUACGUCUGGGUGAUCACCAGGCCUGCGGCUGCCAGUUUCAUCCCCAUCGACUUCCUCCCCCAWCAACAGUGCUUGACRGAGAUACGGGGCUUCGACGACACCCAGAAGAGGGAGUUCUUUAGAAAGAGGUUUGGCGAUCAGAGUCUGGUGCACAAAGCUAUCGCCCUAGUCAUGAAAGCUAUUGCCCUAGAGUCAUCACGGAACCUCUGCGUCCUGUGCCAAACACCGUUGUGCUGUGAGAUGUUGGCGACCAUUUUAGAAAACACUGAGGCGGGAGAGUGUGUCGAGAUAGACACUCUGACGCAACUAUACACUCACUUUUUGCUUGUUCGGAUUGGUUUGAAGAACAAUCGAAAUGGUGAACACUCAGAAUCAAUCAGAGAGGUUAUUCGUAAGCUUGGGAAGCUGGCUUUUCUACAACAGGAAAGAGGAAGCCUCAUAUUCAGCGAGAGCGAUGUGAAGGAAUGCGGAAUCGACGUCUCUAAAAGUUCCACAUUCCACAGGUUGUGUAGGCCGCUCAUCGCAGGGUGUGAGAUGUACCUGGAGGAAAUGUACCGCUUUGCRUACACAGGCAUUCAAGACUACCUAGCUGCCCUGCACGUGUUUCUCACCUACACAAAUAAAAGGAGAAACCUACUACUCCAACCUACUACACUCUUUGAUCGAUUGAAAGGGAYGUUCAGGAGAGCAACCCUUUUAGACCUCCACAGAUGCACCGUGGACAGGGUUUUACGGAAUACGCACGGAACUUAUGACCUCUUCCUCUGCUUCCUCCUUGGCCUCUCAACAACACCCAACCAGACUCUCUUAGAUCUAGCAUGUCUAGGGAAAGGUUUAAAGGUCACAGGCUCCAAGGGGAUUACAGAGAUCACGGCGGAAUACAUCAAGCAGGCGAUCAAGGCUGAGCCUUACCCUCAGACCACACUGGCGCUUUUCCGCGGUCUGCGGGAGCUAGGGGACGCCUCGCUGGGCAGGGAGGUCCGACGCUACCUGGCCUCCGAGUCCCGGUGGGGGUUCCUGCUGGAGCCCGACCAAUGCUGGGAGCUGGCGGACAUGCUUUGGGCAGGCGGGGAGAUGGAGAGGGAAGUGUUUAGGGAGAUGGAACGUUUGAGUUGGAUGCGCCGAAUGAGCAUGUGGGGCUUUUGGAGGAUGCAGACUGUACUGGGGGACAGACAUUGGCAGGUCUACUAGAAAGACAUCAUUGCUGUAUGAAUGGUCUACUAGGGAGACAUCACCACGGACUGUACUGCCACAUCUACUAAAUUGCCACUGCAUGAGACUGUUGAGGAAUUUCAAGUUUAGAGAGGUGUAUAGGUACAUUAGGAAGGUAGGUUUGAGUGUUUU
This is a messenger RNA of Salvelinus sp. IW2-2015, 3337 nucleotides long. Its product is annotated as SLAM family member 5. The record is from RefSeq and is a predicted model, not a curated record. NCBI's taxonomy places the organism in Eukaryota, Metazoa, Chordata, Actinopteri, Salmoniformes, Salmonidae.